AUUAUAUCUAAAUCUAAAAGAAGAAGAAAAAAUCUUACAGAUACAGAUAGAAAAUAGUAAAUGUAAAUAUACAAAUAAAUACCGAAACCUAAUUCUAAAUAUUUGAGAGUUUAUUUGCUGAAUUUAAAACGAAAAUACUUUAAUCUCUUAGUGUAUCUAAAUUGAUGCAAAUACCAAAAGGAAUUAUAAACAACAAAGCAGUUUUAAUACAAGGAGGAGCGUAAAGAAUAGAAUGGAUCAUAGAUUGGGAGCAGUUUUUAUAAUAUGCUACAGUUUAACAUCAAGAUAAAUCGAACAAUCCUUUGUAUUAUAAAGAAAUAAACAUUUAAGAACCAUGGAAGCUACUCAAAGUCCAAUACUUAAUUCGGAUCUGUGUUUUUUAAUACAAAGAUUUCUAUCUUCCAGUGUACUUAAAAAGACAUUACAAGUAUUUAAUGAAGAGCUAGAGGAAUCGAAAAUAUUACCAACACGCAUAGACUGGGAAGGAAGACAACAUGACCGCACUGUAGAUGAUAUGAUUAGACAGUUUCCAAAUAUUCGACCAGAUUAUUUGUUGCAUCUAUGUUAUAAAGCAAUAAAAUCAGGUGAUAAUGUGUUGUCAGAUAAAAGUAAAUCAUUUUUAACUUUUAGACCAAACAAAUUUCAAGGUAAUGAAAUUUUGACAAACUUUAAACAAUUUUAUAAUUAUGUUACUAGAAUUCAUGGCGUCCCUAUUCAAAAUACUGAAAAUUCCUUUAAUCUUGUUAAUUCUGUAAGAGGUAGAGAAGUUUCAGGACCUGUUAGUAGACAACGCAUUACUACUUCAAAAUUAUAUAGUUCCAUGCAGAUACAAAGGACCACAGUUGGGCAUCUAUCAUCUGUCUAUUGUUUAUUAUUUGAUCAUUCUGGGAAAUACAUUAUAACAGGUGCAGAUGAUUUAUUAAUUAAGCUUUGGUCAACUUAUACUGGUAGAUUAAUAUCAGUUUUUCGGGGGGCAUCAUUAGAAAUAACUGAUAUUGCUAUAAACUCAGAAAAUACUUUAAUAGCAGCUGGAUCUAUUGACCGUAUAUUGAGGGUAUGGAAUUUACAAAAUGGAGCACCUGUUGCAGUUUUAACUGGGCACAAUGGCAUGAUAACUUCUGUAAAUUUUUGUCCAACACAGUGCUUAGACGUUCGCUAUUUAAUAAGUACUAGCACUGAUGGGAGUGUAGCAUUUUGGCCUUAUACAUAUGAAUGUGCUGCAGAAGUUGAAUUCAGAAAUAAUCCACUACUGUACCAAGAAAAACUUAGGCCUGGACAAGCACAAAUGAUUUGCUCAUCAUUUAGCCCUGGUGGUACAUUUUUAGCAACUGGUUCUGCAGAUCAUCAUGUUAGAGUAUAUUAUAUGAAUGGAGAUGAAGGUCCUCAUAGGAUAUUAGAAAUGGAAGCACACAGUGAUCGAGUAGAUUCAAUUCAAUGGGCUCAUUCUGGAUUAAGAUUUGUUUCUGGCAGCAAAGAUGGAAUGGCAAUAAUUUGGUGGUUUGAAAGGCAGCAAUGGAAAAGUAUACAUCUAGAUAUGUCCACCAAAAUAACAAAUUUAAAUAAACAAACAGAAAAUGAUUCAAAAAAAUUAAAAGUUACAAUGGUUUGCUGGAAUCUUUCAGAUUAUUGGGUAGUUACAGCUGUUAGUGAUCACACUCUCAAAAUUUGGACUGCUUCCAAUGGACAAAUAAUUAAAAGCCUGACUGGACACAGCGAUGAAAUAUAUGUUUUGGAAGCUCAUCCUCAAUGUGAUAAUAUUAUCUUAUCUGCUGGCCAUGAUGGACAAUUAUUCAUUUGGGAUAUAUUGAAAGGAGAAAUCAUAUUCAAGUUUCUAAAUAAUAUUGAAGGACAAGGAUUUGGAGCUAUAUAUGAUGUUAAAUGGAGCCCUGAUGGAUGUGUAAUAGCAGGUUCAGAUUCACAUGGUCAUAUUUUAAUAUUUGGAUUUGGACAGGGUAGUCAAUUUUUUCAACAGCUACCACAAGAACUAUUCUUUCAUACAGAUUAUCGACCGCUAGUACGAGAUUCUAAUCAUUAUGUAUUAGAUGAACAAACUCAAAUUCCUCCACAUUUGAUGCCUCCUCCUUUUCUUGUCGACAUUGAUGGUAAUCCAUAUCCUCCUAUGCUUCAAAGAUUAGUCCCAGGUAGAGAAAGCUGUAAUGUAAAUCAGCUAGUCCCAAACAUUGUUAUUGGAAAUGAGGGCACACAAGAGGUUAUACAAGACCUUCCUCAAAAUCAUUUAGCUUCUCUAGAGCGAAAUGAAGAAGAGAUAAGAGAACAGGGUCCAUCUUUUAGACUAGGACGAAGAUCAUCUAUAAGAGAACAUGAACGAAUUAGACAAAGUACUGGAGACUGGCAAAACGACCCAUCAUUUGAAUGGCAAAAGAAUGUACUAGUUCAACCCCUUGGUAAAGCAGUUUCAGAAAGGGCAAGAGAACUAAGAGAAUAUUUGAAAGUAGCUGAAAUGGAAGAAUAUCAAAAGCAGUUAAGACAGAGACCUCAUAUGAUUAGCAUAAAUACAUCCAGUAACAUCAAAAAGAAAGAAGAAAAGGAAAAAAGGAAGAAGAAGAAUAGUAAAUACACCACCAGAUCUGCAGUUACAUAUGAAUAUGAUGAACCAGAAUCUUCUGCAAUCGAAAAUGUUUCUGAAUCAUCUGAUUCUUCUGAUUGGACUGCAAGAAAACGAAAUGACCAUCGACCAACUAGAUCUAGCAGGCGACAAGCAGCCAACAAUUCGCGAAAACAUGAAUCUGAAGAUGAAGACAUCGAGGUCGAAGUUUAUGAAGAUGAUGAUUAUAAAGAAGAUGAAGAUUUUGAUGAUUCUGUACCUAGUUAUAGUAGAUACAAAGAAAACGCAAGUAAGAACAAACAAAAAGAGAAUAACAAUCAUAAAUCGACAGAAAAUAAUUCAAAUAAGACUAAAAAGAGAGUGAGCAGAAAAAUGAUUUCUAGGAAGAGAAAUAAAUUAAGUAAUAGUUCUAGAAAUAGCAGUAGUUCUUCUAGUAGUGAAAGCGAAUAUCAGCAUUACAAUGGUAACAGUUCUAGAGGCAAUAAAUCACUUUCAGAAAUUCUUGGACCAUCUACAAGCGGAAUUCAAAAAUCUUCCAAAUUAACAAAAAUAUCUGAGCAGUACAGACUUAGUGAAUGGCUAUCAGAAACAAGGCCCAGAAAAUCACCUUACUAUCCUCAAUUAGGAGACGAGAUUGUUUAUUUUGUUCAAGGUCAUCAACUAUAUUUAAACGCCGUAGAAAUGAAAAAAGUAUACGAAAUAUGUAUCAAAGAACUACCUUGGAAUAAAUUGAAAAUAGAACCUCACGAAUUUUGUAAAGUAAUAGGUAUUCAGUACGAAAUCAAACCACCUAGGUUGUGCUGUCUAAAAUUAGCUCUAAUGGAUGAAGAAGGAAGGUUAACAGGAAAAGGAUUUUCAGUAAAAUACCACGAUAUGCCAGACGUUCUAGAUUUUAUAGUCCUUAAACAAAUUUAUAACACAGCAAUAUCUAGAAAUUGGAAAAGCAACAAUAAAUUUCGAUGCAUGAUAGAUGAAGAAUGGUGGAUUGGAGAAAUUAUCAACAAAUCACCAGCAAGCGAUGCUUUCCCACAUUCCUCAUUUCUAUGUUACCAAAUCAGAUGGAAUAAUGGAGAAGAAGAAAGAAUGAGCCCCUGGGAUAUGGAACCAAUUGAUAAUGAUAGAAUACCAGAAGAUGAAAGUCAAUCAGUUCCAGUUCUUGAAGAAGAACUUUCAUCCAUACUUUAUAAAACUUUAGAAUGUGACUGGCCUUAUAGCGAUCUUACAGCAAUUACUAAAAAUGUAGUUACUGGACUAACUAGAGUAAUGGAAUUAGCUAUAGCGGAGCCUUUUUUAGUUCCUGUGGAUAUAAAUGUAUAUCCGAGUUACGCUAUGGUUAUAGAGUACCCCAUAGAUUUAUCAACAAUAAAAUCUCGGUUUGAAACUAGGUUUUAUAGACGUCUCAUUGCAGCUCAGUUUGACAUAAGAUAUCUAGCAACAAAUGCUGAGAAAUUUAAUGAAAAACGCAGUAAUAUAGUCAAACAUGCUAAAAUUGUAACUGAACUCUGUUUGAGGAUUGUAAGAAACUGUUCAAUCAGUGUGGACGUACCUAGUCUCUAUCAUCUCCUUGUCAGUAAUUACGAUUCAUCAGAAUCAGAGCAUGAAACGGAAAUAUCCCCUUCUACUAGUAAAAAUUUGAGAGUUGUUAUUAAAAGAAAUGUUUGCGAUGUUAAUGAUUGGAAAGUACCUGCUACGAAACUUAUAGAUACUUUAUGCGCAAACGAAGAUUCAAUACCCUUUCGAAAACCUGUAGAUUCAAUUACAUAUCCUGAUUAUUAUCAAAUCGUAAAAACUCCAAUGGAUUUAAGAACUGUCAAACAAAAUUUGGUGGAUAAUAAAUAUACCACUCCUCAGCAAUUCUGUGGUGAUGUCAGGUUAAUUUUUUCAAAUUCUAGAUUAUACACACCCAAUAGAAAAUCUAGGAUUUACGAUAUGACUAGUAACUUAUCUAAACUAUUUGAAGAAUCCUUUAAAAAAAUACUUUCGAACUGGAAAGGAGCUACAAAAAGACAAAGAAAACGAAAAUCGUUAUCAAGCGGGGACUCUGAUAACUCGAUUACUUCCAAUUCUUCAGAUACAGGAUCUGUACAAGAAGAAAUUAAUAUCGAGAUUGAUGAUGCUGAUGAUGAUGAUGGUAAUGAAGAUGAUGUUGAUGAUAAUGAUGUUGGUAAUGAAACAAAAUCAGAAUCAGAUAGUUCGAGUGUAACUACAAAAGUAACAAAAAGAAGGAUACGUAAGAUUGAUAAAGAAUCUGAAGAAGAGUAUUGUCCUAGAGAAUCAGCCAGAAGAGUGACUUACAAACAGUCCCGAGUGGAUUACAGACAAUCUUCUUCAGAAGAAUUAUCUUCUAGUGAUGAACGAUUCGAAAAUAAAAGGAAAAAUAAUUUAAGACAAAGGCGAGUACGACAAAAAGUCGUUUACGAUACAAAUAGUGAAAGUAGCGAAUCCAAUAAAAGAUUAAAACGUAUAAAAAGAGAGAUAACCAGCUCUGACAGUGAUAGUAGUAGCAAAUCUUUUCAGACUGAUGUUAGCAAACGAAAAGAAGGUACAUUUAUUUCAAAUGUAAGCAGCAGAGGGAGAGUUAGAAAAUUUACCGAACGAGCUAGAGCACUAUUUAAGAAAAAAUAAAGUAUUUUGAUAUAAACUGUCGUUCAGUG
Messenger RNA from Psylliodes chrysocephalus, 5220 nucleotides. The record is from the annotation of a GenBank genome assembly. Lineage: Eukaryota; Metazoa; Arthropoda; Insecta; Coleoptera; Chrysomelidae.